This is a messenger RNA of Lampris incognitus (smalleye Pacific opah), 105 nucleotides long. Its product is annotated as glycoprotein gp100-like. The record is from RefSeq and is a predicted model, not a curated record. The transcript has 2 exons. Lineage: Eukaryota; Metazoa; Chordata; Actinopteri; Lampriformes; Lampridae. The annotation marks the transcript as partial.
UCAGAUCCAACUACAACACCUUCUUCAACUAAGACACCAUCGCAAUCAACCACUAAUACAUCUACUUCAAACACUGCUCCACCAACUAAAACCACACCAGUUGCA